Molecule: messenger RNA, 1443 nt
Organism: Cynoglossus semilaevis (tongue sole)
Lineage: Eukaryota; Metazoa; Chordata; Actinopteri; Pleuronectiformes; Cynoglossidae
Gene: gpr61l
Product: G protein-coupled receptor 61-like
Exons: 1
Coding region: 207-1439 (410 amino acids)
Biological process (GO): G protein-coupled receptor signaling pathway
Cellular component (GO): endosome; signaling receptor complex; plasma membrane
Molecular function (GO): G protein-coupled receptor activity
Source: RefSeq, a predicted model, not a curated record
CAAAAAUCCCUGCAGGAUCAUUUUCACUGUUUUUAAUUACCUAGAAAAAUCAAUGCUUACAACAGCUUUUACCCAUUAUCUAUGUCAAUUCUAAAAUGUUUUAUUUUAUUUUUUUGUUCUCUCUCUUCACAGACGGUGCAGACGGAGCGGGAUCAUCCAGGCAUGAAGACGACUGACAGACAAAUGGCAGAGGGUGUGAAGGAAUAAUGGCCAACAAGUCUCUCCCCAUGAUCGUCCUGGACCUCACCACGGUCCCGUGGGGGCCUCAGCCUACGGUCCCCGCUGACGCCAAUGUUGUCACGAGCUCGCAGUCCCAGAUCAAAGACCUGUUUGGGUUGCUCUGCAUGGUGACCCUUAACCUCAUCGCUUUAUUGGCCAACACCGGUAUGAUGGUGGCCAUCGCACGAGCUCCUCACGUGAAGAGGUUUGCUCUGGUGUGUCAUCUGUGUGCAGUGGACCUGGUGUGUGCCAUCCUCCUCAUGCCACUGGGCAUCAUUUCCAGCUCGGCCUUCUUUGGCACUGUGGUGUUCACGGUACUGGAAUGUCAGGUUUACAUCUUCCUUAAUGUUUUCCUCAUCUGCCUGUCCAUCCUCACCAUCACGGCCAUCAGCGUGGAGCGCUACUUUUACAUCGUGCACCCAAUGCGUUACGAGGUCAAAAUGACCAUCAACUUGGCCGUGGGCGUGAUGCUCCUCAUCUGGGUCAAGUCUCUUCUCCUGGCUAUCGUCACCAUGUUUGGGUGGCCAGCUUAUGGACCGCAGAGCUCCAUCGCGGCGGCUCACUGCUCCCUCCACGCCAGCCACAGUCGUCUGAGAAGGCCAUUCGCCGUCCUCUUCAGCGUGGUCUGUUUCCUGGUUCCCGCAGCAGUUAUUUUUGCAGUCUACCAGCGGGUGCCUGGACCGACGUGGGCGAACAACAACAACGCUGAAAAAGACCGCUCAGACUCCAUCAACAGCCAGACGACCAUCAUCACCAGCCGCAACCUGCCCCAGAUAUUGUCCCCGGAGAGGGCUUUUAGCGGGGGCAAAGCUGCGUUGACUUUGGUGUUUAUAGUGGGCCAGUUCUUGGUGUGUUGGUUGCCUUACUUUAUCUUCCACCUGCAGAUGUCUCUGAGCGGCUCCAUGCAGAGUCCUGGAGACUUGGAGGAGGCGGUCACCUGGUUGGCCUACUCCUCCUUCGCGGUCAAUCCGUUCUUCUACGGCCUGUUGAACAGACAGAUCAGAGAAGAGCUGGUAAAGUUUCGGCGCUGCUGCCUGACUCAGCCCGCCGAGUUUGGGGCGUCCAGCCACGAGGGCUCCCUUCAAGACAACAUCCUCCAGUUCAUCCAGAGAACCAGCAGCUCCACUGAAAACCACUCCAACUGUAAGAACCCCAGUCCCAGAAACACUUUAGACCACGGGGCAAACAUCCCUGGACAAAUACCUGAUGGAAAUCCCUAAACAA